CCGGGGCUCGCCGCGAGCCUUCGAGAGCAGCGGCCGCGGAGGAGGAGGCGUCGGCGGCGGCGCAGGCUUGGGCCAGCCGCGCGCACAUCCCCGGGCGCCCUGCGCGGCGGAGAGCUCGGCGGGCCGCGGGAGCCCAGGACCGGAGUGGACAAAGCAAGAUGGCAGGGAUCUUAGCCUGGUUCUGGAACGAGCGGUUUUGGCUCCCGCACAAUGUCACCUGGGCGGACCUGAAGAACACGGAGGAAGCCACCUUCCCGCAGGCUGAGGACCUCUACCUCGCCUUCCCCUUGGCCUUCUGCAUCUUCAUGGUACGGCUCAUCUUCGAGAGAUUUGUAGCCAAACCAUGUGCCAUAGCCCUCAACAUUCAGGCCAAUGGACCACAGAUUGCCCAGCCAAAUGCUAUUCUGGAGAAGGUCUUCACUGCAAUUACAAAGCAUCCUGAUGAAAAGAGAUUGGAGGGCCUCUCCAAGCAGCUGGACUGGGAUGUUCGCAGCAUUCAACGCUGGUUCCGACAGAGACGCAACCAGGAGAAGCCAAGCACGCUGAAGAGGUUCUGCGAGAGCAUGUGGAGAUUUUCAUUUUACCUUUAUGUAUUUACCUAUGGAGUCCGGUUCCUGAAAAAGACCCCCUGGCUGUGGAAUACGAGGCACUGCUGGUACAACUACCCUUAUCAGCCACUCACACCUGACCUUCACUACUAUUAUAUCCUGGAGCUGUCAUUUUAUUGGUCUUUAAUGUUUUCCCAGUUCACUGAUAUCAAAAGAAAGGACUUUGGUGUUAUGUUCCUGCAUCACGUUGUAUCUAUUUUAUUGAUUACCUUUUCAUACGUCAACAAUAUGGCCCGAGUGGGGACCCUGGUCCUCUGUCUCCAUGAUUCAGCCGAUGCUCUUCUGGAGGCUGCCAAAAUGGCAAAUUACGCCAAGUUUCAGAAACUUUGUGAUCUCCUGUUUGUUAUGUUUGCCAUGGUUUUUAUCACCACACGACUGGGCAUAUUUCCUCUCUGGGUGUUAAAUACCACAUUAUUUGAGAGUUGGGAGAUUGUUGGACCCUACCCUUCCUGGUGGGUUUUUAACCUACUGCUGUUGCUAAUACAAGGCUUGAACUGCUUCUGGUCUUACUUGAUCGUAAAAAUAGCUUGCAAAGCUAUUUCAAAAGGCAAGUCUGGGAAGUGGAAUCCUUUACAUGUGUCCAAGGAUGAUCGCAGUGAUAUUGAGUCUAGCUCAGAUGAGGAGGACUCGGAACCUCCAGGGAAGAGCCCCCACACUGCGACCACCACCAAUGGGACCAGUGGUACCAACGGGUAUCUCCUCAGUGGCCCUUGCUCCAUGGAUGAUUAAUUACUCAAAACUCCACAUCCCAAACAAAGUGAACUGUUUGUUCCUGGAAGUAUUUAAUAAGUUGCAAAUGCAGUUCCUUUCAUAAUAGCUCAGCACCAGAAACAAAAAUUAGGAUUAUCAAAGCAUUUGAAUAGUGCAUUGCCAUAUGUCCUGUCUGUGAAUGAAGAAGAAUUACCAUUCUCUAUACGUAGGCAUGCUGUAUGUAAUUGACACAAGGGAACAGUAUUUGCAUUUGUACUGUCUUAGAAUAUUAUUUAUUUUUUGUAUUUGUUUGUAAAUUUGUGGACAACAGAGAGUUUCCUCACUUCUUUUACUCUCUGGGUUCAUGACAGUGAGGGAGACGCAACACUUGCUUCUACCCCUUUCUGUUGCUGUAACCCAGUCGGCUAGGAGCAUCAGCUUAACUUGUCACUUAGAGCAAGCAAAACCCAGUGCAAGAUUCUGGUACAGCUCCAGAUAGGUUUGCUUUCUUUGUGUUACAAUUCCCAUUUUGAAUUUCCUGUAUAGUCUCAGUGACCUUCCUCCCAGUAUAAAGUUUCAACAGGAUAAGUGAGGUGUCUUAAUUGUCACUCUUCUGGUCAAUUAGCUGUUCAAAUUAGAGUAUGGUUAUUGGAGGACUUAAUUUUUUUUUUGUAUUUAAUUGCUUUAGAAUAGACUUCAUUUCCUGUGCACACAGCUAGGAUUUCUUCAUUGAGAAUGGUAGUUAGUUGGAGAUUAACUUUGUAGGUUACAGAGAUUUUUUUUUUUUUUUAAAUUCUCUAUUAUGGAGUCAGUGCUCUAGCUCUGAAGGAAGACUUUUGCUUAGGGUCAUGGUUACAAACAACAAAAUCACUCUUACAACUGAGAAUGUGUCCCAUGAUCUGAGAAUAACAAAGAGAGCAGCUGAUUUCAACCAGAUUUUACCACUGACUCUGUAAUUAGUGCAGUCUUUUGUCUUGUCAUAAAAAAAGAAACUAAGUAUAUUUGGGGACAGAAAAAGGAGACUUCCAAGAGUUGGCCAGAGGCACCUCUAGGGCAAAGCACUUUAUUGCAACCAGCUUCCAAGAAAAUGCCCUAUCUGGUAUUUGAUCUUGAUGUUUUUAUUUUUCUGAGCAAAAUAAAGCCAAUGGGAGAAAGACUGUUUCACCCUUUGUCUUGUCUCCUUAAACAUAACCCAUAACAUAAGAGAAUUUCGUUGCUAGAAACUGAGCAGUGUUACACUCUAAGUCCUUUUGUUUGCUUCUUUGAAGACUUGCUCAGUUUCCAGGAGCUUUUAUUCAAAUGGAGCUAUUUCCAGAAAAACAAUAAACAUUCUACUCAGCGGUGAUUGAGAAUUGAGAAAGAUUACUGGGAAAAUAAGUUUCCAUGGUCUCCUACAGGGCAGAAUUACUUACAUGUAGAUAAGAAGACCAUACACAUAAGCCAAAGAUUUUAUCUCUUUUCUUCCAACUUUCAGUAAGAGGGAGUAAAAGGUAUUCUAAGUACUUAUUUCAUAAAUCAGAAAGCCCAUCAUCUAAACCACGAGUCCAAAACCACAAUGCAGUGAUAAAAAUGUACGAGUCAGGACUAGUGAAGCAAAGUACUGGGGAGGGCACGUCCUGCUCAAAGCCAUUCAUAUUCAAUUCGACUCUUUAAAAAAGUUGAUAUAAAGCUUUGUGCCCACAAUCCGCAAUGUGAGAGUUAAUCUUUAGAAGAAUACUCCCAAACAGAAUCCUCAUCCUGUAAUAUUAAAUCUCUCCCCACCUAUUUACAAAAUAGUAUGUUUCUGGUGUGGUCCAUCGUAGUAACUACAGAGGCUUGAAAAUAUGUCUGCUUGCUCAUUGAGAAAACAGUGCAACUAAUUCUUCUUGUAAAGUCUUGUCAUUUUACUUCACAGAAUAGGGCUGUAUCUAGGAGUGUAAUUGUGGAUGGCUGAGUCUGUGGGACCAGUCAUUAAACAUCAGAAGUACUUGUUAGUCAUCUGAACAUCUGCUAAAAAUGCAGAUGCAUAUAAAAAGGAACAGCAAGCAGGUUAUAGCUGAAAAUUUUUGAGGAGGUGAAAGUUUCCUUUCUUAAUCAACUAAAAUAUGGAACAGAAGAGUGACUCGUGCCUUGCUCUAGUGUUUAGAGCACGUCCUCUGAUGGGUGAAAUAAACCCGAGGAUCACAAGGUGUUCAGAUGCAGAUCAGCUCACAUUCUUUAGCAUACAAGAAUAAUUUCAGAAGACCUGCUUGUAAAUGAAAGGUUUAGAAGAGUUGCAUGAAAUGAAGAAAAUUAAGUCUAUACUUAGCAAAGACAUCUGAACAAUCUUUUGUUUUUCCCAAAAGUCACUUAGGAGGACUGAGAAUUCUCAGAACCUCUCUGACCAAUGGCAGUAACCUAACACGGUCUUCUAUGUAUCUAUAGAUUUUGAUUUCAUUUGACAUUUUAGGGCAAAGGGUUCUUUUUGACUAAUCAGUAAUGGUAUUUGUAGGUCCUUUAAGAUGAAGAAUAAUAUAUCUCUGUCUGCUACUCUCCCAUGGUGGUCUGAUAAGGCUGAGAGAGAAAACAUGUGAGAUACCCUAUCUUCUACCUGUGCCAGGCCAAAGCUUUGGAAGCGAAUUUUGUAAAUUCAAUUGUAGAUUAGUGAGAGUGUUGUUUCUCUUUAAUGAACUUAGUCUGUGUUGAUACCUCCUUCCUCCCAGUCACAUUCAAACCUUCCCAAGGUACAAAGGGGUAUAUAGGAAGGAGUCUAGAAAAAGUAAUAUUUUAUUCUCCAGAGCUAUAGCUUUUCUAGAUGGCUUAGGGGGGAAAAUGUAGAAAAUCGAGUAGAAUUUGGCCUUGGGUCAUUAAGUGAUAUAAAAUGUGUGGUCUAUGUAUGUACAUGUAUGUUUCUCAAAAAACAUGAUGAAACCAAAAUCUCGCUGACUCAUCCUUAUCCAUAUCCUUUUCAUAAAAACCAUCCGCCACGUGCAGUAGAAACUUCCCACCUUCCUCUCCACUUCCUGUUCGUGCUACCACAUGGCGGAGAGUGGGGGACUCCUUUCUGCCUCUUCGCCUUAGAGCUAAGACCAUAAAGAGCCUAAGGCCAGCAGCUAGUUCACACUUCCAAAUUUAGCAAUAUGAAUGUUGAGAUUAGGGGAGCAACCAUCAGGAUUUGGGGUUAUUAAGCUAAAUGUUGAAAACAAUGCAUAUGAUUGCAGCUUCACCCCAGGGUUUCAUUAACAUCCAGCUACUGCUAGGCUGCUAGACAGAUGGUAUCCUGAGGUACCAUCAGAUCAUGCAACAAGCACCUGACAAAGAUGAACUAGGAAGAAAGGUAGCAGCCUUCCCCAAGAAAGCAAGUAGUUGUGUGGGAGAAAUAACGCUUUAAUGAGAUAGAAUCAGGUCACCUGUAGCCAGAAUGGUGGGUGAACCUCAAAAUGUCCAGUUCUCUUGCCAAACUUCCCCUUCUGAGUAUUUGAUAGAGUUUGAAUUUGAGCAAACUGAAUGCUUGCACCUUAGGUAGAAAGGGUCUGAAUCUUCCACUCUGUAUAUUUCAACCUCACUGUUAUUUGGGCUGAAGUUGUAAAUGAGAUUUCGUUCCAGCUUACUUGAGUCUUUGCAAAAGAGCUCUUCAAGAGAGAACUUUAUGGACACCCAUGAUUGUUCCCAAUCUGGUCAUGAUUUUGCAUUGGUAGUUACUUUUAUCUGCUUCUUGGAAAUGUUAAUGCCAAAGUUGCCUGAAUAUUUGAGUAUUUUUUCUUAAUUUGAAGUAGAAAAAGUAUAUAGAAUAAUUCCAAAGGUGUUUAAAAAAAUUCUCGUCAUCAGUAUCUGUAAUGGUUAUGUCCAAAGAGGCUUCAAGAAAUCCUUUGGAAAUAAUAGGUUCCAUGUUUACAUUUCAUGUGCUGUUUGAGGUCUUAAGAUUCUAAGUAGCUUGCUUUUUUUUUUCUUUGUCUUUGGCUGAUGCCUGCUUUGUAGAUAAGUGUUAGUAGCCCUGAAAUGUUUCUAAUGUUCGAGCAAGAAAAAAUAAAUCAGAUCAAAGUCAGCCUGAUGAGAAAGUGAUAACAAGGCACUUUCAGCUUCUCAGUAACUUGUAUAGAAAGAGAAGAUGCAGUUCUUGAUUCUGCACUUGCUGACCAGCGUGCUGUCUGUCCAUGGAAGGAAUACUCUUGAUAAUCACAAACUGUUCAUGCAAAAUGCAGCAAGACUUUCUUUUUAAUGAAGGUAUUGUCCCCAGAGUCAUUAUAAGUUUCUCUUGAUAAAAUGAAAUUGUGCCAUUCUCAAGUUAGCAGAUAGUUGUUAGCACUGGUUCACUGUGGCCACACUUCAAUUCUUCAUUAGUGAUGGGCUACAAAGAGGCCCUGUGGUUUGCAUGUGUGUGCAUGGUUCCAUCUCAUCCCCUAGGGGGCGCUCAGUAGAUGCUGAGGAGGCCUGGACACGUGUCCAUUCUAUGCGGCUGGAACUCCUCUAACAUACGCUCAGAGGAAGCAUACCUGGUGCUGGUUUUUAUGGAGGAAACUGUAUUAGAGAACAUAAAACAUCGUAAGUAACUUUUAAUGAGAUCUGCAGACACCCAAAGGAGAACCUUAGCCUUUCUAACGUGAGUUCAGCCUGAAGCCUUGGAAAGGAAUACAUCUUCAAAUAGACACAAGCUAAUACUCUGUCAGAUCAAAGAGAUGAAAGUUUCUGCAGGCAGAUGGCACAUCACACAGUAUCUCCACAGGGCUAGACAUUCUCAGGAUUGCCCAGGAAAGAAUGGGAGGGACUGUUAGCCUAAGAUCUGUCUUGUUUAUCUUUCACCCACAUUCCUUUAAGGCUCCUGGAACUCUAAGUAAAAGGAAGCCAGAAUAUUGUCACUUGUCUGCUGUUGAUUUCCCGAUAGCCUUUGGAUCAGUUGUGUGCCGUACUUCCUUCUCUGCCUGAUUCCAUUUUUCUUAAAAACUAUGGUGCCCAUGUGAGCCUGUUCUCCUUAACACAAGACCAUGAAAGCUUGGCUUCCUAUUUUGGUAUAUGUUGUGUGGCCUGGAAACCAGGGAAUGACAGCUGUUGGAAUGAUUUCUAUGUUAAGUGAAAAAUUAGAUUUUAUAGAGACUUUUUUUUCCUCUUAGAUCUACAGUAAUUUUUUUAAACUGUCAUUGUAAAACUACCCUUAAAAAAUGACAGAUUUUUUCAAGAUGAGUUGCCAAAGUGAAAUUAGCUCUGUAAUAGGAGCAAUGAUGUGGUGAUCUGUAGCUUUAACUUAGAGCUUCAUUCAUUUAAAGAUGGAAAACACCCUCCAAGUUUGAUUUCCUAAAGUUUCGUAAAACCUCUAAGCUCAUGAUUUUCCUCAGCUCUUUACCCACAUGAUCAGUUACCUCCGUAGCCAUUUGGUGUCAUGCAAGGGGGAGGUGGUUAGUUUAGGGAUUUGAUUUUUUUUCAACUUGCAGUGAGAAAUAGGAUAGGUGACAAAACCUUACUUGUUUUCUUAAGACAAUUCAGUGCUUGAGCAUCUCUGUCAUAAAUGGAAUGGUGUACUGUUAGACAGUUAGAAUUAUUUUAUGUAUUGUUACUGUGUUUUGCUGAUUUUUAUAUGAGAAGAUAAUUAUUCAUUCUUGAUCUCUGGAAGCAAUCAUUAUUAUGAGGAUCAUUUUACUUUGGAAACACUUUCAUAAUAAAGAUAAGUAUUAAGAGUACAGUGUAAAUGCCCUUUUCUGUAAGCACUACCUAGCUUGUGUUGGCAAUACACUACAUCUUCCUAGACAAGAUUUAUUUCCGGGCUCGCAGUAUCCUGUGAGUUUCUUGCAAACCUCCUCAAGUCCCAGUAGUCACUAUGAUCACAAGAAAGGAAUGUAAUAUUUCUAUGCUAACUAUAAUGUCAGAUUUAUGUUGUUUUGUCGAGAAUUUAGCUAAGCUGCUCGAUGCCGUUGCCGUGUCAGCCUCCAUUUUGUUUGCCAGGCAGCCUGCAGGGACCAGAAAUUGACACUAGCCCCUCAAACAGGUGUAUGUCCUGCAUCGCAGCCCAGGGUCUUAAGCAAAUGUACGUCCCUGCUGUGAUCUCCCCAGUGAGCCCUUGUGAUCAGCCAUCUCCCCUGCCUCCCACUGCCUGUAUGCCUUAUGCAUGCCUUAGAUAAGACCUCCGGGGGGCUUAGCCAAACGUUGCUCUUUUGGCAUGAAUUGACCAAUCUGGCCAUAGCCCAGGAACCCCAAAGCACUCCACCCAUGGACCGUAAUAAAAGCAUGUGCCCCAGGUCCUGUCUCUCUCUGUCUGCACCCUGCCUUGACCUCCCUGUAUGGCCCCUCCAGGUUCGCCGUGUACUUCCCCCAGGACCUGUGAAUAAUAAACCUCUCUAUUUCAAGUUC
Camelus dromedarius (Arabian camel) is the source of this 7595-nucleotide messenger RNA. It is a transcript of the gene CERS6, whose product is annotated as ceramide synthase 6. Gene Ontology annotation, biological process: ceramide biosynthetic process. The transcript is spliced from 11 exons. The record is from RefSeq and is a predicted model, not a curated record. Bases 159 to 1337 code for a protein of 392 amino acids. Gene Ontology annotation, cellular component: membrane. NCBI's taxonomy places the organism in Eukaryota, Metazoa, Chordata, Mammalia, Artiodactyla, Camelidae. Gene Ontology annotation, molecular function: sphingosine N-acyltransferase activity; DNA binding.